ACAGUUAGAAAAACAUGUGUAUACAUAUAUAUGUGUAUACUGUCUACAAUAUGAUAUGUAUUGUCUGCAUAUCAUUAAAUAAUUUCAUAUAAAUUUCUUUUUUCAAUAUUCAAAUUAAUUCAUGCAUUUACAAUGCGCUAUAAUAAUUCUUCUUCUGGAGAAGAAUGUCCUUUAACAAAAGGUAGAAGUUAUAAAUAUACAUUAAGUAUGUAUUGUGGAGAUGGUCUGAAAUUCAUUAUAAGCUGUUUUACUAUUUUGACCAUUUCUAUCACAACAACAUUAAUUUUACAAAUUUUAUAUGCUGAUGGAAGUCCACAGGAUAAAGCUAGCAUUCAUGGUGCAGUUGCAACAGAUUAUACAAAUUGUUCACAAAUUGGAAGUAAAAUAUUACGAAAAGGUGGUAAUGCAGUAGAUGCAGCUGUAGCAGCUACCAUUUGUAUGACAGUGGUAGCUCCACAUAAAACUGGUCUGGGUGGAGGUGGUUAUAUGAUGAUAUAUAAUCAUAAAGAGCAGUCAGAACCAAUUAUUGUUGAUUUUGCUAAUAAUACAAUCACAGAUAAUUUUGUACAAGAUGAAAUACGCAUACCAGCAGUAUUAAAAGGAUUAGAACAUGCACAUAAGUUAAAAGGUAAACUACCAUGGAAUGAAAUUGUUAAACCUUCUGUAUCUCUAGCCAAAGAAGGGUUUGUUGUAUCAAAAGAGUUAGCAAGUGAAAUAUCAAAAAAUAUUAAUUAUGAAAUUCUAUAUGGCCAUAUUAAUGCAGGAGAUAUAUUAAAGUUACAUGAUCUUAGUGAUUUAUUAAACGCUGUAGCACUGGAAGGAACUAAUGUGUUAUAUAACGGAAGUUUUUCACAGAAACUUCUACAUGAUAAAGUUAAACUUUUAAAACUUCUUCCACAAUUCGUAAAUUAUAAACCUGAUGUAUAUAUAGCAAAAAAAUCAAGUUUUUAUAAACACGCGAUAUAUUACUCUCCACAUAUGUCAUUAUUAAAAUCAAUGAUUACAGCACUGGAAAAUCUUAAAAUAUCUACUGAUAAUACAUCUAUAGCAGAAACAGAUAUAGAAGUAGCAAAAACAUUAAUAAAUUCAGUUUCAAUACCGUUACAAAUAAAACAACAUGUUGAAGAAGAAAGAUAUACUGGAGUUGUUGCAAUGGACUGGGAAGAUACUUAUGUUUGUAUUGUAACUGGACUUAGUACACCAUUUGGUUUUGGACAUAUGUCAAGAGUUGGUUUUUUGCUGGAUAAAGCUGAUACUAACAAUACCUUAUCCACACUUGUUCCAAUAAUUUUUCAUAAUGAAAAAGCAUUAUGUGGAUUAAGAGGAGUAUUUGGAACUGAUGAUAUAUUAAUUAUUGGACAAUUAUUAUACAAUAUUAUAGUGCGCCAAUUAAACGUUUCUGAAGCUAUUGAACAUCCAAGGUAUUAUUUUUCGUCAGACGGAUUUGUUAUAGAAAAUGAUCCAAAACAUUCUAUAGAUGCUCUAAUACAAAAUCAAUUAAACUUAAUUGUACCAACACCACAUUUGGAAACUGAUUCAGUAUUAAAAAGUGUGAAUGUAAUUAUAAAGAGAAAAGAUUUAAUGUCAAGCCAUUCAGAUAGUCGUGGAGGUGGCCUUGCGUCAAGAUUUUAAUAACUUAUUCAUUUUUAUUUUUCUUUUAUUAAAUAUAUUUUUAUAUUUUUUAUAUUUAUAUAUACAAAGUAUUAUAUUUAAGUGAAUAUAGUGGAAUAUCUUACAAAGACUUCAUAUUAUUAAAAAAAUGUUUCUACACAAAUUUCUUGAUAUGAAGAUAUACAUUCAUGAUAAAACAAGAUUUUUUA
This is a messenger RNA of Frieseomelitta varia, 1820 nucleotides long. RefSeq names its product glutathione hydrolase 7-like. Gene Ontology annotation, cellular component: plasma membrane. Bases 133 to 1632 code for a protein of 499 amino acids. Lineage: Eukaryota; Metazoa; Arthropoda; Insecta; Hymenoptera; Apidae. The transcript is spliced from 9 exons. Gene Ontology annotation, molecular function: glutathione gamma-glutamate hydrolase. The record is from RefSeq and is a predicted model, not a curated record. Gene Ontology annotation, biological process: glutathione catabolic process.